Suncus etruscus (white-toothed pygmy shrew) is the source of this 2227-nucleotide messenger RNA. RefSeq names its product sentrin-specific protease 2-like. The coding region runs from base 1 to 2223 and encodes 740 amino acids. Gene Ontology annotation, cellular component: nucleus. Gene Ontology annotation, molecular function: deSUMOylase activity. Lineage: Eukaryota; Metazoa; Chordata; Mammalia; Eulipotyphla; Soricidae. The record is from RefSeq and is a predicted model, not a curated record. The transcript has a single exon. Gene Ontology annotation, biological process: protein desumoylation.
AUGAAGCGAACAGAAAGUCGCUUGAUGGAGGAGAAAGACACUCUGUUUUCUACAGUAGACACUGAUAAAACACCAAGAGUAGACUGCCUUACUCAUCAAUUGAAAAGUGGUCCCCAUUGCCAAAGACUUCACGGAAGAGACUUAAAAAGUCCCUCUUCGGAUGCUUGUUCACUCUCCAGCUUGAAGCGAUCAGAUAAAACACCCAAUAAAAGACCAAGAGUAGACUGCUUUACUUAUCAAGUGAAACGCAGUCCCCAUUGCCAAAGACUUUACGGAAGAGACUUGAAAUGCUCCUCUUCGGAUGCUUGUUCACUUUCCAGCUUGAAGCGAUCAGAGGGUCGCUUGAUGGAGCAGAAAGACACUCUAUUUUCUACAGUGGACACUGAUAAAACACCAAGAGUAGACUGCCUUACUCAUCAAGUGAAAUGCAGUCCCCAUUGCCAAAGAUUUUACGGAAGAGACUUGAAAAGUCCCUCUUCGGAUGCUUGUUCACAAUCCAGCAUGAAGCGAUCAGAGGGUCGCUUGAUGGAGCAGAAAGACACUCUGUUUUCUACAGUGGACACUGAUGAAACACCUGGUAAAAAACAAAGAGUAGACUGCUUUACACAUCAAGUGAAACGCGGUCCCCAUUGCCAAAGACUUUAUGGAAAAGACUUGAAAUGCCCCUCUUCGGAUGCUUGUCCGCUCUCCAGCUUGAAGCGAUCAGAGGGUCGCUUGAUGGAGCAGAAAGACACUCUGUUUUCUACAGUGGACACUGAUGAAACAUCUGGUAAAAAACAAAGAGUAGACUGCUUUACACAUCAAGUGAAACGCGGUCCCCAUUGCCAAAGACUUUAUGGAAAAGACUUGAAAUGCCCCUCUUCGGAUGCUUGUCCGCUCUCCAGCUUGAAGCGAUCAGAGGGUCGCUUGAUGGAGCAGAAAGACACUCUGUUUUCUACAGUGGACACUGAUGAAACAUCUGGUAAAAAACAAAGAGUAGACUGCCUUACACAUCAAGUGAAACGCGGUCCCCAUUGCCAAAAACUUUAUGGAAAAGACUUGAAAUGCCCCUCUUCGGAUGCUUGUUCACUCUCCAGCUUGAAGCGAUCAGUGGGUCGCUUGAUGGAGCAGAAAAACACACUGUUUUCUACAGUGGACACUGAUGAAACACCUGGUAAAAGACAAAGAGUAGACUGCUUUACUCAUCAAGUGAAAAGUGGUCUCUACAAUGCUACCAGCUUACAUGGAAUCCCAAGUGAAUUCAAAACAACACAGUUUGUUCCAAAACAACCUAGAGUUGUUAAAACAAGUCAACCUGUCUAUUCAGUGAUCAAUGAGAAGAGUUGUUCACAGGGAAAGAUUUCCGAUAGAGAGAAGACCAUUGGAGUCAUACUAGAAAAUGAGAGUAGGACAGGACACUGGCUAGAACUGGAUUUGUCUGAAAAAUUGUCACCCCCACUUCACCUGACUGAUGGAAGCAAAGGUGCACUUAGGAGAAAAUUACCAAUACUUGAGAGAAAAGAAAAACUUUGCUCAGGAAAAUUAAGAGAUAAAAGGAUGGAUGAUGAUCUUGACUUUACGGCAGACCUGGAAAAGGAAAUCAGUAAUGCACUAGGUCCUGGUCCUCGGGAUCAGAUCCUAAGUUGUGCUUUCAAUCAGAGUAUCACUCGAGGAGAUAUCCAGACCUUGAAGAAUGGCCAUUGGCUCAAUGAUGGAGUCAUCAAUUUUUAUAUGAAUCUGCUAGUGGAAAGAAACAAAAAACAAGACUAUCCAGCACUUCAUGCUUUCAGUACUUUUUUCUACCCCAAAUUAAAGUCUGGUGGUUACCAAGCAGUGAAGAAAUGGACCAAAGAAGUCAAUCUCUUUGAUCAGGAAAUAAUCUUGGUGCCUAUUCAUCAAAAGGCACAUUGGAGCCUAGUGGUGAUAGACUUGAGGAAAAAGUGUCUUAAAUAUCUGGAUUCAAUGGGACAAAAGGGCCACAAGGUCUGUGAGAUUCUCCUUCAGUAUUUACAGAAUGAAAGUAAGACCAAAAGGAAUACUGAUCUGAAUCUUCUGGAGUGGACACACUUUAGCAUGAAACCACAUGAGAUUCCCCAACAGUGGAAUGGAAAUGACUGUGGAGUAUUUACUUGUAAAUUUGCAGAUUAUAUCUCUAGGGACAAACCAAUCACAUUCACUCAGCACCAGAUGCCUCUCUUCCGGAAGAAAAUGGUACUGGAAAUCCUUCACCAACAGUUGCUGUGAGAAU